AUGGACGGAAACGCGAAGCAUACCCUUACUGGUCUAAAACGCUGGUCAUGCCAGGACCCCACUGUACUCCCGGACAUGGAUAAGAUCAAGGCCAUUCAUGUCUACGAUUUCGACAACACUCUAUUCUGUAGUCCCUUACCGAACAAGCAAGUCUGGGCCGCUCCGAGCAUAGGAACACUACAAGCACUUGAACAAAUCUCGACUGGCGGUUGGUGGCAUGAUGCGAAUAUUCUGGCGUCAACCGGCAAGGGUCUGGAAGAGGAGGAAAAGACUGCCUGGUCUGGCUGGUGGAAUGAGAACAUUGUCGAUCUUGUGCGCCUAUCCAUGGAGCAGAAGGAUGCCCUUACCGUCCUCUUGACAGGUCGCAAUGAGAGAGGCUUUGCCGAUCUUGUCACGCGCAUGUUCAGAGCAAAGAAACUCGAGUUCGAUAUGGUCUGUCUGAAGCCUGCCGUUGGUCCUUCCGGCCAGCGCUUCUCGUCGACCAUGCUUUUCAAGCAGGAUCUGCUGCGCGACCUCGUCUGCACGUACUCAGACGCCGACGAAAUUCGCAUCUAUGAGGACCGCCCAAAACAUACAAAAGCAUUCCGCGACUUCUUCGAUACCUUCAAUCGCUCCGUGUCUUCUCGUUCCCCCAUCCACGCCGACGUUGUACAAGUAACAGAAGAAUCAACCACUCUUGACCCCAUCGUAGAAGUCUCAGAAGUCCAGCGCAUGAUCAACACACACAACCAAGCUGUGCUGGACGGAGAAGUGCCUGGACUAGUGCCCCUGGCCAUCAAACGCAACGUCUUCUACACUGGCUAUCUUAUCUCUCCACAAGACACUGAGCGCUUUGCUGCUCUAACCAAGAACACAUCAGAUCGCGACUGGCGUACGCUAGCGAACAACAUCCUCAUCACUCCUCGUCCUGCUCCUCAGAGUAUCCUCAAUAAGGUUGGAGGUCUUGGUCACCGCAUGACCUGGAAAGUCACCGGCAUCUCACAAUUCGAGAACAAGCUAUGGGCUGCUCGUGUCGAACCUGCAGACCCAAGAGCCCGCUACUACUCGGAAAACCCAACUCCACUUGUCGUCAUCUCACUACGCAGUAAUGCUCGCCCAAUCGAUGCAAAAUACAUUUCAAAUUGGCAACCCAUCUCCCCUGAACAAUCCUUCGAGUUCGAAACAGUCGUUGGUGAAAAGGUUCUGCUUCGCAUCGAGACAGAAACACAUGAAGACGACUACAAUGCCUCGAAUACUCGCAACAAGCCUCAACACAAAUACCGCGAUGAGGACUUCCCACUCGAUCCCACAGCCAUGCAAUUCGGCUCAAAUGUUCCCACAGGUCCUGGUCGUGGCAACUACACCGGCCACAACAACAGAGGCGGUGGUGUCUCCAAGCCCGGCAGCAAUAACAGAGGUGGUCGCGGUGGUCGAGGAGGCCGAGGAAACAGAUUCGGCGGCAGAGGAGGCAGAAAUGGUAGAGGAAGAGGUGGCAGUUACAGAUCACUCGAUGAUCGCCAGGAAAGUUACGGUGGCGCAGGGAUGCAGUACUAG
Molecule: messenger RNA, 1533 nt
Organism: Aureobasidium melanogenum CBS 110374
Lineage: Eukaryota; Fungi; Ascomycota; Dothideomycetes; Dothideales; Saccotheciaceae
Exons: 3
Coding region: 1-1533 (510 amino acids)
Biological process (GO): rRNA methylation; box C/D sno(s)RNA 3'-end processing
Cellular component (GO): box C/D methylation guide snoRNP complex; small-subunit processome
Molecular function (GO): RNA binding; histone H2AQ104 methyltransferase activity; rRNA methyltransferase activity
Source: RefSeq, a predicted model, not a curated record